AUGUGCUUUGGGUCCCUGCGUGAGGAUGUUGAGCAUGAAUUAAAACAUCCAACCCAGCCAGUUCCCAACGUACCUCCUCCGGUCCCCCAUGCUACCAAGCCAGCACCGCUCCCAACACGCUCUCCACACGGUCCACAUAAAAUCACGGAAACCGCUAUUGAUGUCUUCCUCUAUUCUCAACAGGAGAACGGCGAAAUGGGCGGAAUAGGCUAUUGGCAAACGGCCAACGCCUACCAUGCUAUCGUCCUUCAUGAAACGUAUGCCGGCCAGCGAGUUCUCUUCAACAGGAUCCUACCAGCCAUGGACAAGAUUGCGUCACGCGUCCCGCACUUCAUCAACGAGUUCAACGACGAUACCCUCUGGUGGGCACAUUGUCUAUUGGCAAUCCACCCUUUCGUGAUCGGCACGCCCCGCCAGCGAUGGGUCAACGAGAACCUGCACGCUAUAUGGAAUCAUGUCUCGCGAUACCAGCUACCGCCUGCUAGAUUCCUCUUACCCGGAAUGGAGAAACCCGAUAUGGGCGGUGCGGUCAUGUGGACCAGCAGGCGUGACGAAGAGCAGGUGAAUAGUAUCACGACCGGGCUGUUUGCAGCUUUGUCUGCGAGACUCGCGGUGCUUUUCUAUUCUGGCACUGCCCUUCCGUCUGGUUCUGAGCAGCAGAAGACUGCACAUCGGUACAUUGCCGCAGCGGAGGCAGGCCUUGGCUGGAUCCUGCGUGAAUGCUAUCGCGAGAGAGACAAGGUGGUGCUUGACGGAGUCAUGUUACGGUCAGGGAAACGUAACAAUUGGACGUUUACCUAUACCACUGCUGUCACCAUUUCCUCCAUGGUCGCCCUGGCAACAUCAUAUUUGGCGAUUCCGAGUUACCACAAAGAGGCUUAUGCUGAAUCUAAAAUUUCGAGAGCGUGUGACCUCGCACAAGCGUCGAUGCGCCGGGAGCAAUGGGUUGAACCGAGUACAGGCAUUCUCACAGAAAAAGGAGCGUAUGGCAGAGGCUCACAUGAUCCAUGGCAGAACAAUGACAGCGUCGCGUUCAAAAGCGUGUUGAUCAGAGCGCUUUGCGAGUUGCGGCAAACGCUCACGCGAGAUUAUGACUUCGGCCGUUUUCGCGACGUCAGACAGGAGAUCGAUCGGUUUGUAGAGACGCAGUUCAAGGCUUUACAAGAAAGGAAUACGAACGGAAGGGGUCAGUAUGGACCGUGGUGGGAUGGGCCAUUUGAAGCGCCUACGGGGCACAGCCAGCUGGCGAUUUUGGACGUAAUGGCCGGUGCUCAUUGCGUUGGCUGUAGGUAG
Molecule: messenger RNA, 1293 nt
Organism: Didymosphaeria variabile
Lineage: Eukaryota; Fungi; Ascomycota; Dothideomycetes; Pleosporales; Didymosphaeriaceae
Exons: 1
Coding region: 1-1293 (430 amino acids)
Biological process (GO): carbohydrate metabolic process
Source: RefSeq, a predicted model, not a curated record